Messenger RNA from Sphaerodactylus townsendi, 2419 nucleotides. It is a transcript of the gene G3BP1, whose product is annotated as G3BP stress granule assembly factor 1. Gene Ontology annotation, cellular component: ribonucleoprotein complex; cytosol. The record is from RefSeq and is a predicted model, not a curated record. The transcript is spliced from 12 exons. Gene Ontology annotation, molecular function: mRNA binding. The coding region runs from base 170 to 1588 and encodes 472 amino acids. Lineage: Eukaryota; Metazoa; Chordata; Lepidosauria; Squamata; Sphaerodactylidae.
ACGUGCAAAGAGUUAGGCUGCGCGCCGGGUAUAUUUAGCCGGCGGCUGAACACGCCGCUGCGUGAGGUGCUUCCCGUCUCUUUCGGCCUAUCUGCCCGCUUCGUACGAACUGAAGCUUCCUGCUCCCCUCCGGCUCCGUCUCGCCCACAGUUUUCAGUUGACCAAAGAAAUGGUGAUGGAGAAGCCAAGUCCCCUGCUGGUUGGGCGGGAGUUUGUAAGGCAAUACUAUACCCUGCUGAAUCAAGCGCCAGAUUACUUGCACAGAUUUUAUGGAAAGAAUUCCUCUUAUGUCCAUGGUGGUUUGGAUUCAAAUGGAAAACCGGCAGAUGCAGUCCACGGGCAAUCUGAUAUUCACAAGAAAGUGUUGUCACUGAACUUUAAGGAUUGCCACACAAAGAUCCGUCAUGUGGAUGCUCACGCUACUCUUAAUGAUGGAGUUGUAGUACAGGUCAUGGGCGAGCUCUCCAAUAACACUCAGCCAUUGCGAAGAUUCAUGCAGACUUUCGUCCUUGCUCCGGAGGGAUCUGUUGCAAACAAGUUUUAUGUUCAUAAUGACAUUUUCCGCUAUCAGGAUGAAGUGUUUGGUGACUUAGACACUGAACCUGCUGAGGAAUCUGAAGAAGAGACUGAAGAACCUGAAGAAAGGCAGCAAACGCCUGAGGCAGUUGCUGAUGAUUCUGCAGCCUACUACGAUCAGUCUGUCAGCAAUGACUUGGAAGAGCAGUUGGAAGAACCAGCUGCAGAGACAGAACAAGAGGCUGAGCCUGAGCCUGAACAGGAGCCCGAACCAGAGACCCAGGAAGAAAAACCUGAGCCAGUUCUGGAGGAGACAACUCCUGAGGAAACAGUAGAAAAAAGUCCUUCUCCUGUUCCGGCAGACCCAGCUCCAGUGGUACAAGAGGACUCCAGGACAUCAUCAUGGGCCUCUGUAACCAGUAAGAAUCUUCCACCAAGUGGAGCUGUUCCAGUAUCAGGCAUACCGCCUCAUGUUGUCAAAUUACCUGCUUCACAGCCCCGUCCUGAGUCUAAGACUGAAUCCCAGACUCCACCACAGAGAUCUCAGCGGGACCAGAGGGUGCGAGAGCAACGGACAAACAUCCCCCCACAAAGAGGUCCCAGACCAAUGCGGGAAGGUGAGCAGAGUGAUAUGGAAACUAGACGAAUCGUGAGGUACCCAGACAGUCACCAGCUGUUCGUUGGAAAUCUCCCUCAUGAUGUGGAUAAAUCAGAACUAAAGGACUUUUUCCAAAAACUUGGAAAUUCUCUUGCAGGUUAUGGGAAUGUGGUGGAACUACGUAUCAACAGUGGAGGAAAACUCCCUAACUUUGGAUUUGUGGUGUUUGAUGAUCCAGAACCGGUUCAGAAGAUCCUGGGCAAUAGGCCAAUCAUGUUCAGAGGUGAAGUGCGUUUGAAUGUGGAAGAGAAAAAAACACGAGCAGCCAGGGAGGGUGAUCGCCGAGACAACAGACCCCGUGGGCCUGGUGGCACCCGUGGGGGGCUGGGAGGUGGGAUUCGAGGUCCUCCACGUGGAGGGAUGUCUCAAAAACCAGGAUUUGGCACUGGAAGGGGCAUCGGGCAGCGCCAAUGAUUGAUGUGAUGAGACAAACCCUUCUUCCUGCAGAUUUGUGAAUUUCAGCCUUGGGUAUCUUGGAAUGUGGCCCUAGCCUGUUAUAGACUGCUACGUUUGAUACUAUUUUGGCCAUUUUGUUUGUGUUUGGUUUCGUGAUUUUUUUUUUCUAGUCCUUGUCCCAGAUUCCAGCUUUGUGGAACAAUAUUUCAGGAAAAAGUGGAUUUUAAAAAGAACUGAACUGAAUCCUUGCUUGCUGCAGACAUAUGGACUGGAUUUUUAUUUUUUUUGGUACCAGUGGUUUUUCCUAAUGGAAUGUGUGGCUUUUUUGUUAUUUUUACUGAAAUGGGGAGCGUUUCAGUCAGUGGAAUUAUCCUUUUCAGCUGCAUGUGUUCUGGAGUCUGUGGGAGAGAGAACCUAGCACUUGACAAACAUUUCAAGGGCAAGGAAAGCCGCUUAUCACAUGGGGAGGUGGGGAUCACCUGAAAUACCCAACCCUGGUCUGAAGGUGUUGCCGCUCGAAAAUCAACAUUCACCCUUUUCUCUGUGGCGCUGUAAAAGUGGAAUAAAGGGUAUCCAUAGAAUGUUUUCUGUUUGGUACAUGAUCACGAAAAGGAAUUCUCACUACUGCUUUACCACUUACAAGGAUUGUGGGAUAGGUUUUAAAUGUCUAGAAUUUGACUCUUUAAAACACUCUUCCUGAAUUUGUGAAUUUUUUUAUUGAAAUAGGGAGGUUUUUCAUGUUUAGUUUGUAUUUGUAUUAAACAAAACAAAAUUGUUGUGCCUUCUAUUUAUCUCUCAUUCCAGUCUUGGCAAAUUGUUAAAAAAAUAAAAAAGUCUAGAUUUGCUUUA